UCUCAUCAAUAAAUAGGGUGCUCCGAAACCUCUCCAACGAUGCGCAACGACGCCUUGGCCUGCCACAAUCCGACCAUAGUUGCCUUAGUACUGCUGCGGCAAUUGCAAGUGUCAAUACACUAUCUGGGCACCAGGCAGGGGACAUUAGUCGCACCAUUAUCUCUUCUCCCCCACCUUCUCCCUCACAUCUGGCCAUAUCUACAGCUUCCCAACUUGUUGGACCUCAUGUUGGAUUUCGUGGUGGGCCUACGCCAUCGGAAUGCAUAAGCUCCACAAACGGCCAUUCGCAAAGUAAUUGUGAUGGCUUGUCAUCCUCCGGACUGAUCUCUGGCUUCUCAGCAAACUGCUCACCUGCCAAUUACUUGACGGGCCAAGCAAUCAAUCAUCUCAAUGGUUAUUCCAAUCUGCCUCUCCAAGCCCACACACAAGCCUUCUCAUUGCAGCAUCAACAGCUGAAUGCUCACAGUCAGCAUAAUCAACAACAUCAGCCUUCUAUGCUUCCCCACAGCCUGGAAUCUCAACAACAUCAUCAGCAUCCUAGACAGUACCAACAACAGGUUACACCAUUUUCGUCCAUUAAUCUACGUUUUCCAUCUACGUCGUCUAUAGUCUAUCCAGCCAGCAGCUCAUAUGGAAGCAAUGGACGAUCGAGUGUUUCCGUUUACAUGCCGAAUACACUCACAAAUGACUAUCAGUUACCUUCAGUCUAUUCUGCAACCAAUUCGGAUGUGCCCGCCACCUCCAUUCAUCACUCUCCAACAUGUACAGCGCCUGCAGGACAGACUUUACCUCCUUCCCUUAUUAGAUCGCCAGUAGAAAGCGAGUCAGUUUCGUCUCAGCGAUUGCAUGCCCCAAUGGCCAUAUCCUCUACAGGCUCUGCCAUUUUAGAGCAGUCCAAGCCAUCAACAGCAUCUGAGCUUCUGUCACUUAACCCUCUUCAUGCAGUCUCCGAAGCCAAGCCGGGUGGCUACGCUGCCUCUUCCGCCGGUCAAGACAGUUCGGAAGCCUUGCAUUCUACCUCGCCCUCUGACGGGUACAGCACAAUCCGACCCGUGACAUUGAGUGAUUCCGCCAACUCUACGGGAUUCUUGCUCAACUCUACCCCCUUUAAGACUACUUUAGAAACAGGCAUACAGCAUUUUCAGCUGCAACAGCCCACCAUUCCGAAUACGCGCAACGUACCGGCUUCCAAGUCAGCCAACCCCUCUUCAUUCUGUCUGCUGGACCGGCAGGAUUAUUAUCCGGCCAGUGUUAGCUCACCGGGAAGCACCAAACUGACCAGUUUCAUCGGACAAUGUGUAGCGAGCGAGUCAAGCAUUUCCGGCAGUGUCUACUCACUCGGCGGAGAAAGUAGUGAGGACCAUGUUUCUAGUUACUACGACGAAAGAGUCCGUUCUAACCCAGUAGAAACCAGCCGAACAGUGGACACUUCUGACUCCAUUCAUCCUGCCUCAUCUGCAUCUGACAGUUAUCUCGCCAAUACUCGCUCAUUGACUGGACAGGUUGAGGCCAGGACAUAUCCAAACUCGCUGCCCAUUCAAGCCUCGAACCCGGUUGCGUUGCUAUCGGCGGAUAACGUAAAUUCCACAUAUACACCAAAUUCCAAUAUUUCUGCCGCUGCGGCAGCAGCAGCCGCCGUGGCUGCGGCAGCCAAUCAUCUUGUCUACGAUAGAUUUUCCAGCCUUUUGCAUCCAGCCUCAUGGUCUUCCUGGUACCAACAGCACCAUCAAUACCACCAGCAGCAGGUGCAACUGAGAAAAUCAGGUUCCCACUCCGAGCACAAGGCUGGCGUCGAGAAUUUUACAGAUUUUGAGUCAACUGGAUUUGGUUUUCAGACCCAAACUCUUCAGCAUCAACAACCUCAAACAUCCUCUCGGGUAAACAGCUUUCAGGUACCCGACGAAGGAGAGAUUCUUCCGGGCACUGUUCUUUUCAGGCGAACUUCAAGGCCUGAAUGUUAUGCUGAUAUAUCGGGUAAUUUGGCUGCGAGCAACUCGUGUGAACGUGAGGCUUACCGGACAUAUUUAGAGGUAGCACCUACAUCAAAGACUAAUGUGGAUGGUCAACUUGCAAGAAUUGAAGGCUCGAACGAGAGCGGCCAUGCGUAUCAUAAUGAAACACUGUGCUGUCACGUGAAAACACAUUGUUCGGUUAACUCAGGAGGCAAAGACCUGCUUACACGCAAAAAGCUCGAGCCGAAGGAAGAUGAUCAUGAGGCAAAUGAUGCCCAGGAGGGAGAGAGUGAAGAAGAAAACCAGAAUGAAGAAAUGAUUGAACAAUCGGAGAGUGUGAUAGAACUUCGAGACGGAGACGAAAUGUCGUUGUGCGGCAAACGUCGAAGAGUAUUGUCUGAUCCGUACUUUAAAGUAUUCAAUGCAAAUGUCACUGCCAAGAGUAGUGUAAAUUGUGAACAGGAUCAUAUUAAAGUUGAAAAGAUGGGUAAGAAAGUUAUUUGUUUUAUCCCUUUUGUGUGA
This is a messenger RNA of Protopolystoma xenopodis, 2474 nucleotides long. The record is from the annotation of a GenBank genome assembly. NCBI's taxonomy places the organism in Eukaryota, Metazoa, Platyhelminthes, Monogenea, Polystomatidea, Polystomatidae.